Messenger RNA from Scatophagus argus, 2494 nucleotides. RefSeq lists its product as uncharacterized. Lineage: Eukaryota; Metazoa; Chordata; Actinopteri; Scatophagidae. The coding region runs from base 121 to 1383 and encodes 420 amino acids. The record is from RefSeq and is a predicted model, not a curated record. Gene Ontology annotation, molecular function: mRNA binding; metal ion binding. The transcript is spliced from 2 exons.
AGACUUCUAUAAAAUCCAAUGCGCAGAGCACACAGUAAACUUGCAAGUCUGGACACAAAUAUCAAAGAGUCUACCAGGGAUCGGAGCUGAAUCUUCUUCUUUUUGCCAAAGGAGUACAGCAUGUCCGAAAUGCUUGACAACAUCUACUCAAAGAACUUCAUGAACCUGGACCCAGAUGAUAACUUGCUCCUGCCACAGUCUCAACUCAAAGUCCCAGGGCAAAGUCGGCUGAAUCGGUCAGCCUCCUUCUUCUCGCCCCCCUCCUCCUCUGCCUCCUCGAGCCACAGCACAAGCACUGAGCAUGUCAACUAUAAUGACAACAGCAUCUGGUCAUCCAACAUCUGGAGCCAGGGCCCUGUCUCCAAACCAAAACAGCUCCCCUUCAGGCCCGACCGAUCCAUGAGCCUGACCGAAACCAGCAGCAGCCUGCUCUCCCCCUUCGGACAACUGAAGAACCUGGAGGCUUUUCCCGCAGGCCCUGCUACUACUGUGGCUCCACCACCAGGCUUCCCUCCCUCAUCUACCCUACCAGCCCAGGUCCAACCAAUGGUGUCCCCUAAUCGUUACAAGACUGAACUGUGCCGUGGUUUCCAGGAAACCGGCAGUUGCAAGUAUGGCAGUAAGUGUCAGUUUGCCCAUGGCGAGGCAGAGCUUCGAGGACUGUACCGCCACCCCAAGUACAAGACAGAGCCCUGCAGAACCUUCUACAACUUUGGCUACUGCCCCUAUGGCUCACGCUGCCACUUCAUCCAUGAGGACAAAAUGAGCGGAAGUCCAUUACCGUCUGCCAAAUUCCAGAACCAGCAGCAACCAACUCCCCCAUCAAUUCGCCACCAGCUCCGCCAGAGUGUCAGCUUCGCCGGGUUCCUAGGUUCCUCACGCAGCUCACCUCCUCCAUCAUUCCCUUCAUCCUUCAAUGACCCUAAUAUGGGGUUCAGUCGUGCUCCUUCUGUCUCUCCACCUCCUGCUGAUCUCCUCUCACCAGUGUUUGGUGACUCCCUGCCACGGGAGGCAACAGCAUUUCAGUUUGGUAACCAUCAGUCCCGUGCCAGUGCUGGAGACAUCCACAACAUUCCUCUCAUCCUGGAGACAAAGGCCUCACGUUGUGUGUGUGGCCAUGGAAAUAACUUUAACAGCAGCAACAUCAGAGCCUUCUCCAGUACAGAGGACAAACACCAGCAGGACAGCAAGCUGUUCCCUGUUCCUGGAAGCCAUGGAGGAUUCUUGAAGCCCACUGGACUCCAGCGUUUCUCUUCUGAAGACUCCCUGGAGGACAGCUACAGCAGCAGCAGUGGGGGUUCCAGUGGAAGUGAGUCUCCAACAUUUGAUGGAUCAACCUCCAAGAGGCUCACUGUGUUUGAACGCCUGUCCCUGUCUGACUAAACGGAUCCAAAGGGAGAGAGCAGAAGAGAACUGACACCUUGUUAACUGUGUACAUUCAUCUGGACUUUCCUCAAAUCCAGAACUGAUCAGGACAAGUCAACUUUUGAUGACACAACACUUAAAGUUCUUAAUUUAUGUUUGUAAAAAUGAAACUCAUCUUGGAUAAACUACAUAUACUAGAUGAGUUUAGUACCCAAAUGUUAUCAGACUCUAUUUUUAUACUUUAAAAUAUUGUGUAGCCUAUUAGACCUUUGUAUGUGGUCUUCCAUAAAAAUAACUCCUCUGUAGGUCUUGACAGUACCAGUAUAUAGCCUGGUUUAUACUUACCAUAAAUGUGUAGUGAUCAAAAUGGCUUAUUUUUAGUGAUAAUCAUUAAUUCCUGUGCCUUAAUGAUUCUCUCUGCCACAUAGGCUAUUUACUCUUGGUGCCACAAACAGUAUGUUUGAUUCAGUAGCCUUAAUCAGUGAGACCUGACAUGUGUCAUUGAUGCCAUUUUAUCUGUGAUAUGCACUUUACAGCUAAUUCAAAUGGGAGAAACUGUCAAGUCUCUCAGUAGCAUUCAACCAAAGCUUCAAACUUCACUCUGCUCUGUGUGUACGUGUGUGUGUGUGUGUGUGUGUGUCUGUAUACAUGCAUGUGUGGGUAUAUGUGUAAUUUUUCUGAGACCUGGGGUGCAAGCAUGUUUGUUGCAGAAUGCUGAAAGAUCAAAGUGUGCUAGUUGAAAAAUGUCUGUCAGUGAGGUUAGAUCUAAAAUUUAUAUCCUGACAUGUUUUAUAAGAUUUGGUUCUGUAAAACAUUCUGUUAUCUUUGCUAAUUUGCAAAUUGCACCCCAUCUUUUAUUGUACCCUGUUUGUUUGACAACCUGGUUCAGGGACUUUAACACCGCAGUAUUCCUUUCGGUUAUUGGUUGCCUUUUGUUGUUUAACUUAAACUAAUAUAUUUAUUACAAUAUUUAUUUGUGUUCAAAGAAAAAAUGUAUUUUGUACAUUAUUUAUGGAGAAAUAUGUCAAGGUCUGUGAAAUAGCAAUGUGAGGAAACGCAAUAAAAAAAAAAAAGAGAAUCUAUUUUUAAUUGCCUGAAAGGGACAAAAUAAAAUUUAUGAAUAAAGAAA